UUUCAUGAGAGCGGCGAUGUUUCUCAAUAUACGGUGGAUGUCAGUGGUGUAAAGUUGAACUUGCCGCCUAUGUUAAACCAGUACAAUGAACUUAAAAUCGGUAGAGAAUAAAAGAAAAUUGACGAAAAAUAGGCGAUAUACGAAAAGAAUCGGCGACUGUUGGCAACGCUGAUGGUCACACGCAGGUGCGUUACUUAGAGUUAGUGCCGGUGAUGGUUUGUGGAUUUUAUUAGGACACCCUCAGGUUGUUAAGAUAAUGAUGGCCCACAAAAAGGAAUACCACAAAGCAAUAUCGCAUUAUGGGUGCCAAUGAAUCAAACGUGAUGCAAGAAAUCGGUGCAAUAAAGUCAAUUUCUGAAUCUGAAUCUCUUAUAAAGUCGACAGACUCUAAGAUGUGUGAUAGCUUUAAAUCAAAAGGGGAGGGCGCUGAUAGUACCUCUAAUGAGGAGGAUAAUAUGGGUAGUUUAUCAAUAAAUGAUGGUGAGGAUUCCACUACGGAGAGCUUACCACCAGCUGAAGAGAUUGAGGAACCACACGAUCGAAGUGAUGGUUCAGAUUCUGGACUGGGGUCUGAAAUUGCUGAGGAACGAGUUGAUAAUCCUGCCGCCAGUGGAACGUUUGAGAGUGAUAGUGAGACUACUUUUGAACGAAUUAAUGAAGAUCCAUCCACCAGUCAACCGAACCAAGAAGACGAAUCCAGCCCAGGUUACCCUCGUCUUCUCACUUCUCUAGUAGCUAAUUUAAAAAGUGAGCCACCCAGGAGUAGCUUAAAAAGAAGACGACCUACAGAAGACGAAGGAACCCCACCUAGAGUGAAGAAAAAACGGGGAAUUACAUUCGAUGGGGUCACGGUCUUUUAUUUCCCGAGGGCGCAAGGUUUUACUUGCGUGCCUUCGCAGGGAGGCUCCACCUUGGGGAUGAGCGCCCAACAUAGCCAAGUUAGGAAAUUUUCAUUAGUAGAACAUGCCAACGAACAACGUAGAAUACAUCGACAGCUUCUUCAACAAUUAAAAACCGACAGAAGCCUAAACACGAGCAUCGGUGGUUUCUCUAGUGACGAUAGCGACAGCGAAGAUGAGAUCAGUGACGCCUCAGAAUCCGAGAUGGACCUUGAUAAUUAUUAUUUCCUUCAGCCAGUACCAACUAGACAAAGAAGGGCUCUACUCCGAGCAGCUGGAGUGAGAAAAAUCGACUCCCUAGAAAAGGACGAAUGUCGAAAUAUUCGUUCUUCUAGGGAGUUUUGUGGCUGUGGUUGCAAAGGUUACUGUGAUCCGGAUACUUGUUCCUGUAGUCAAGCGGGAAUAAAAUGCCAGGUUGAUCGCUUAAACUUUCCCUGCGGCUGUACCAGGGACAACUGCGGAAAUUCAUCUGGCCGAAUCGAAUUCAAUCCAGUCAGGGUCCGGACUCAUUUCAUCCAUACACUGAUGCGACUCGAAUUAGAAAAGAAACAAGAGGAAGACAUGCAAGAAAAAAGAGACCUCGCCUGGAUGACAAACGAGCGACUAGUAUCUCAUAGCUAUCAUCAUAACAAGGAGGACCACACCCAACAACAUUGUAAAAUAGAUGUAAAUAAAUGUAGCGGUAGUCUAUUAAGGGACAUCAACCUCGGUGCUCACGUUGAAGUUGAAAAUUGUGUACAUAAUGGUAGUUAUACCAAUUUGCACUAUGGCGCACCCGGAGAGGGACCCGGGGGUCAGAAUCAACCAUUUUCUGAAUUACCUGCGAGAGAGGACUCGCUUGAUUUGUACACCUUUCGGGAAAGUUGCUACGGAGAAGAAAAUGAUAGGAAACAGCAGCAGCACUCGGCGUCGAUCUCUGCGGCUCCUACGGGCGGCCACCAGGGGAGCUACCCCCCGCCGCACCCCUUCGAUCCCCGCGGAUUCCCUAGUGGAAAUGGGGGAGAUAUGCACCACCACCCUCUCAUCCACCACCAGCCCCACCACCACCAGCAACAGCAUACGUUCGUCGUCGCGACGCAACAACCGGGAGGAGCAGGAGUGGGUGGCUGCGCGACGCCCGCCGUCUCCUCUAACGAAUCUUCAUCAUCUGCCGCCCCCGUCGCCCCCACACCAACCCCUUAUCCCGUCACCUCCCACCACUCCAACGCAUCAUCGGCAUCGGGGCCGAAUCAAUACGCGCAGUUCAGCCACUCGGGGGUGUUCGGGGAGUUUGCGAACUCGACCGGAAGUCCGGGGAACAUGUUCGGUCCGUACACGGGCAUCUAUGGCAGCUUCGCUCAAACCCACCAAUCAAUCACCACUUUCGACCAGUACACCAACGACAGUUACCCGCCAGCAGUAGAAUCAAAAGAAAAUCAGUACACCAACCUGAACAAUGUCGGGGCCAAUUCUAAAUUAGAAUCGUUUUGUGACCACUUGUUAAAUAAUCGUUACUCAUACGCUGGUUACGAGGAAUCAACUUAUGCCAUCUUGAAUAGCGACGAGGCCACCCAAGAUGGCACCGAAAAAACUGACGAUAACGCAGUUCAUUUGACCAAUAAUGAAACUAAAAGUGGUACCGUUGAUGGUACUAAUAGUGGCAAUCCCAAGGAUUGCGACGAGAAUUUCGGUGAAAUUAUUAAGAAAUCUAUAGUAGAAACGGUUUCUGUAUAAAUUUAGGCUAUUUAUUAGAUGAUAUACUGUAAGUUAUUAUUAUUGAGAAUUAUUAUUACGUUCCAUAUAUUUAAUUAUUAUUAAUAUUAUUAAGAAAGUGUAUAAAUAAUGGUUUAUAUAAAAAAGUAGGGAAACUAGAAGAAGUGUUUUAAAAUAAAUGUUGUGAAAAAUAAAACGUUAUUUUUCUA
Messenger RNA from Anthonomus grandis grandis, 2800 nucleotides. RefSeq lists its product as uncharacterized. Gene Ontology annotation, molecular function: sequence-specific DNA binding; DNA-binding transcription factor activity, RNA polymerase II-specific. Bases 300 to 2612 code for a protein of 770 amino acids. Gene Ontology annotation, cellular component: nucleus. The transcript has 7 exons. The record is from RefSeq and is a predicted model, not a curated record. Lineage: Eukaryota; Metazoa; Arthropoda; Insecta; Coleoptera; Curculionidae. Gene Ontology annotation, biological process: regulation of transcription by RNA polymerase II.